AUGGCUCCAGUAACCCUUCACCUCCGUACGGAGGACAAGAUUCUUGAACAUCGAUCUGCCCUCACACCCCAAACCACCCGCCUCCUUGUAGACGCAGGCUACAUUGUCAAUAUUGAGCGCUCUCCCACUUCUGCUCUGCGGAAGCGGAUCUUCCCAGAUGCAGAGUUUGAAAAGGCUGGUGCUACAUUAGUGCCGGAAGGUUCCUGGGUCGAUGCACCUCUUGACCAUAUUAUCCUGGGUCUCAAGGAGCUGGAUGAGACGAAAGAUUUCCCUCUUAGACAUGCUCACGUCACGUUUGCCCAUUGCUACAAGGGUCAAGGAGGGUGGGAGAAGGCAUUGGGAAGAUGGAGCCGUGGAAAUGGAGUGCUGUAUGAUUUAGAGUUUUUACAGGAUGAUAUUGGGAGACGAAUUGCUGCAUUUGGAUACCAUGCUGGCUUUGCUGGUGCUGCUCUUGCUCUGAAGACUUGGGCUUGGCAGCUUCAGCAUCCCGAUACACCGCUUCCAAGUGUAGAUCAUUUUACCGAUGGCCGGGGAUACUAUCUGAACGAGAAAGAAAUGGUCGAUCAGAUUAGGGAGGAUGUUAUUCGUGGAGAGAAGAUAGCCGGCCACAAACCUCGGGUUCUUGUUAUCGGAGCUUUGGGCCGCUGCGGAAGGGGUGCGGUUGAUGCUUGUGUUAAAGCAGGAUGCGAAGAUGUCCUCCGCUGGGAUAUGGCGGAAACUGCCAAGGGAGGGCCAUUCCAGGAAAUUGUGGAGUCCGAUAUCUUUGUGAACUGUAUCUAUUUGAAUGAGAAGAUCCCCCCUUUUGUUGAUAUGGAGAGCCUAAAGAGCCCCAACAGAAAGCUCUCUGUUGUUUGCGACGUGAGCUGUGAUACAACAAACCCCAAUAACCCUAUCACCUUCGACAAACCAACCGUCCCACUCCCUCUCUCCAACCCACCCCUCAGUGUAAUCUCAAUCGACCACCUCCCCAGUCUUCUCCCCGCAGAGUCCUCGGAUGCCUUCUCCACUGACCUCCUCCCUUGUAUGAUGGAGAUCAAGAACCGCGCAUCUCACCCUGUCUGGCAGAGGGCGGAGAAACUCUUCAGAGAGAAAGUCAAGACUUUACCUGAGGCGUUACAGAAGGCUGAGUAG
Messenger RNA from Histoplasma mississippiense, 1131 nucleotides. RefSeq names its product saccharopine dehydrogenase. The coding region runs from base 1 to 1131 and encodes 376 amino acids. The transcript has 9 exons. Lineage: Eukaryota; Fungi; Ascomycota; Eurotiomycetes; Onygenales; Ajellomycetaceae. Gene Ontology annotation, molecular function: saccharopine dehydrogenase (NAD+, L-lysine-forming) activity. The record is from RefSeq and is a predicted model, not a curated record. Gene Ontology annotation, cellular component: cytoplasm.